Messenger RNA from Dalotia coriaria, 2987 nucleotides. Its product is annotated as dnaJ homolog subfamily C member 10-like. Gene Ontology annotation, cellular component: endoplasmic reticulum lumen. The coding region runs from base 342 to 2723 and encodes 793 amino acids. The record is from RefSeq and is a predicted model, not a curated record. Gene Ontology annotation, biological process: IRE1-mediated unfolded protein response. Lineage: Eukaryota; Metazoa; Arthropoda; Insecta; Coleoptera; Staphylinidae. Gene Ontology annotation, molecular function: misfolded protein binding; protein-disulfide reductase activity; oxidoreductase activity, acting on a sulfur group of donors, disulfide as acceptor. The transcript is spliced from 7 exons.
AUCCGAACUAAUAAUUCCAAACACAUUUAAUCAAUUAACAAGUAUUUAUUAAUAAUUAUUACUAGUUUUUACAUCCCUAGAUACAAUAAAACAUUAAAUUUUAACCAAUGUGCUUAACAGAAUGCUGCAUCUGCAGAUGUGUUGUAAGAUGACGACCGGCAAUCCAAUCAGAAGGAAACAGCACAUUUCUCAUUUUAAACUCGCUUUACAUCACGUUCCGGCAGUUGUAAAACGACCGUGGGUGCUAUCGCAUGUAAACAUGUUUAGAAUACUCUAAAAUCUACAGUAUCCUCAUUAUUUUACAUUCAUCCAGUGCAAUUUCCACACAAAUCAACGUAAAAAUGAGACUGAACAAGAAAACAAUUGCAUUUCCUACAUUACACGUCGCCCUAUUUUUAGUCUGCCUACAAGUUUCAUGUUUGCUUGCAAAUGGUCAAUCAACUGAUUUGUAUGACUUACUUGGAGUCAGCAAAGAUGCUUCACUCAAAGAAAUCAGGAAAGCAUUCAAAGCUUUAGCUGUAUUACAACACCCAGAUAAGAAUCCGGAUGAUUCAAAUGCUACAAGUAAUUUUAUAAAGUUAACUCGAGCAUAUGACAUCCUAAAAGAUACUGAAUUAAGAAAACAGUAUGAUUUAUAUGGUGAUGAAGGAAUUAAUCCAAGUACAAGUCAAAACUUUAAGAGUUAUUCUUAUUAUAAGAAUGAGUUUGGCAUUUAUGAUGAUGAUCCAUUGAUUGUCACAUUGAGUAAAGCUGAUUAUGAUGUGAAUGUUCUUGAUGAGAACCAAGCCUGGUGGAUAAAUUUCUACUCUCCUGCCUGUCAUCACUGCCAUGUAUUAGCGCCAACAUGGCGGAAAUUAUCUCAGGAAUUAGAGGGUGUUGUGAGGAUAGCCGCCGUGAAUUGUGAAGAUGAUUAUGUUUUAUGUCAUCAGUUAAGCAUUGGUGGCUAUCCGAGUUUGUUAUACUACGAAAAAGAAGCACAUUUAUACGAUGGCGAGAAAUACACCGGCCCGAAACAUUUCGAAGAGAUGCAAGACUUCAUUUUGUCUAAACUACAAGUUAAUGUUGAACAAAUUGAUGCUGAAAAUUGGGAGAAACUAAAUGAUAAAAACUGGUUACUGUUUCUAUGUGGACCAUUCGGUGGAGAAAGAUGUCCUGAACCACAAAUACAAAUAAAACUAGCUGCUGUUUUUGAAGGUUUAAUGUCAGUUGGUAUAGUAAGCGAUGAAGAACUCUGUGAUAAACUAUCACCAACACAUGCAACGCAACCAGUUGUGUUGUAUCAAGUCAACGGUGGCAAGAUAACAGUGGAUGUCAUUGAAGGUUCAGAUAAGAAGGAAUAUGUUGAUUCUAUCUUGAACUUCCUGCCUACUCCAGCGCAUUUGGAUGAGAAACAAUUCGCUGAGAUCAGAAACGAAUUAAGAGAUAAAGAUAAUCAAAUAGAAGAAGAAACAAAACCAUGGUUAAUAUGUUUCUAUCUAGGUACAGCAACAGAGUUAAAUCUGCAACUAAAACGUUUACCAACGAUUAUUCCAAACAUAAAAAUCGGCCUAAUUCACUGCGGUAAAAGUGCAGGAUUAUGUCAAGCCUUGCAUGUAUCUCGUUAUCCCACUUGGGGAUUAUUAAAACCAGGCGGUGCAUUUGAACUACACCACGGACGUGAUGUCCUCCACGAAGUGGCUGAUUUCGCACGUGACGGUGCGAAAGCCACUAAUCUCCAUGCUCUCUCCCCUGCUGAUUAUAAAAGUCUUCAUGAAGACCAAACACCUUGGUUUAUCGACUGGUACGCCCCCUGGUGUCCACCUUGCAGACGUCUCAUGCCACAAAUUCGAAAAGCUAGCCAACAUUUUCAACCCUCGCAAAUUAAAUUCGGAACUAUUGAUUGCACAAUGCAUCAAUCUCUUUGCGCAUCUGAAAAUAUCCGUUCUUAUCCAACCACAAUGAUUUAUCAAAAAGGUGAUAAACAUUUGUAUCAUGGCGCACUCAAUGAGAAUGAAAUCGUUGAAUAUAUUCAAGAGAUGUUGAAUCCAUCAGUUGUGCAUUUGACACAAGAAAAUUUCGUACAGUUGAUGCGUAAACCUGUCGGUGAGAUAUGGUUGGUUGAUUAUUAUGCACCGUGGUGUGGGCCGUGUCAAAGAUUAAUGCCUGUUUGGAGAGCACUUGCUAGAGAGAUGAAAGAAUUUGUUAAUAUUACAAUUGCGAGUGUUGAUUGUGUGAAAGAAGCUGAUUUGUGUUCCGCACAGAAUAUAAACAGUUAUCCGAUGAUUAGACUGUAUCCUAGGGAUAGUUACGGAUUGAAUUCUGUUGCGAUGUAUACAGGACACAGGGAUUUGAUGAAUUUAAAAAGUUGGAUAUUUGCUUUCCUGCCGACGAAAGUGGUGACUUUGACAAGUGAUUUUGUUAAAAAGAGAGUUUUAAAGAAGAGUUUAAGCACGCCAUGGUUGGUGGACUUCUAUGCGCCAUGGUGUGGACAUUGUGUUGAUUUUGAGCCGAAAUUUCGAACAAUUGCAGAGGAACUAGAUGGCAUUGCACGUGCUGGUAAAUUGGAUUGUCAAGCAGAACGUAAUUUCUGUAUUGAUAUGAGGGUAACAAGUUAUCCCACGUUGAGAUUGUAUUUUUCUAAAGAUAAGUAUUAUCCUAUUGAUACAAUUAGUCCGGAGUUUGUUGUUCAGGAAACUAAAAGGAUUAUUGAAGCCAAUGGACGUAGUAAUCAUGACGAAUUGUAAAAAUUAAUUUUUAAUUCAGAAAGUAAUUGAUUUCAUGAACCAUUUUUAUUAUUUUAUGCAAAAUACGUAGUUUAUACAAUACUAAACCAAAGGUCGCGAUGAUACAAAGGUAAAAACGAGUGAAUCUCAAAAGAAAGCUUGUAAUUCCUAUUAUUACUAAGAAAACUCUUUUUAAUGUUGUGAAUUGACGAUAUUUUUAUAGGAAUACGUUUAAUGCCGACGAAGAAUUUAUUUUAUUGCUUAUAUAAACUAUUUUCAACACAA